AUGACGGCGGCAGAUGAAGCGGAUGAGCUGGCGCUGCGCUGCUGCGUGUGCGGCACGUCGGCCGAGGACGACAGCAACUACCUUAACACGAAGAUGAAGAUGCUCAUCUCCAAAUGUGGCCACCGAUUCUGUGACCACUGUAUCAAGCGCGAGUUCCAGCACCAGCGCGAGAUCUCGUGUCCUGCGUGUCAGAAGCCCGUCAAGAAGUCGCAGCUGCAGGACAAGACUAUUGAGGAGCUCAACUUUGCCAAGGAGACGUCGGUGCGCAAGAAAGUGACCAAGGAUUAUAACAAGACAGAGGACGACUUCGACACGCUGGACGAGUACAAUGACUACCUGGAGAUGCUAGAGAACCUUAUAUUUGACUUGGUUUAUGGCGACGAUACCGAGAAGGCCGCGGCCCAGAAGCAGUGGAAACAAUACCGACAGGAGAAUGCCAUUGCCAUUGCUACCAAUGAUGCCAAGAAGGCAGAUGAGGAGCGACGUAUUGCACAGCUCAUUGCUGAACAACAGAGACUGGCAGAAGAGCGACGACUGCUGCAGCAGAAAGAGGAUUCUCAGUUCGAAGCGGAUCUAGAGCGCCAGAAGGCUCAGCUGAUGGAGGUUGCGCUAGGAGAACGUGACGAGAGCGACGUGUCUAAGCUGCGGGCAACCACCACAGCGAUUCCGAUCGACCAGGCUGUCACGGCGGAGAUGGAGGCGGCAAUGAUGGGGUUCCAGCCCGGAGUUAUUGGCGGACCCCAGCCAGUUCCUGUACCAGGAGGGAAACGUGGGCCGAAUUUUGGCGUCAACGAGUCCAAGAAACUGCGUCGGCAGCAACAACUAGCAGGUGGAUACGAUCCGGACCUGCACUUCAAGCGCAAUCGGACGGAGGCCUGGUGUGGAAUCUACUUCCAGCCCAUUGAUAGAAAAAACGAGAGCAACAGCCCAACUCCGAUGGAAAUCUGCUAG
Messenger RNA from Phytophthora nicotianae INRA-310, 951 nucleotides. RefSeq lists its product as hypothetical. The coding region runs from base 1 to 951 and encodes 316 amino acids. Gene Ontology annotation, biological process: regulation of transcription by RNA polymerase II; DNA repair; regulation of cyclin-dependent protein serine/threonine kinase activity. The record is from RefSeq and is a predicted model, not a curated record. Gene Ontology annotation, cellular component: transcription factor TFIIH holo complex. The transcript has 4 exons. NCBI's taxonomy places the organism in Eukaryota, Oomycota, Peronosporomycetes, Peronosporales, Peronosporaceae.